CAUACCCUUAAGCGCAAGCGUACCCUUAGUAUACGCAAACAGCUACUUGGUGCCCAGACUCCGAGAUUCCUUAAAGAAGUGGAUACUGAGACAACUAGUGGCAAGGAUCGUUCAGCAGCGACAUUUCCAUCUAUCAUGGAACUGGAGCGACAUGGAAAGCCUUCCUUGGCCAGUAUUCGCAUUCCUACUACAGGUAUUUCUGGCUCCGAGUGCUUCACGACCUUUAUGAAUAGCCCCAGGAUUCCGCCGAUGCCGCUACCCACUCCACCUCUUACACCAUUCCCUCAAACUCCUCCGCAUCAUCCAGAUACUUUGCCUGAUGCCAGGGCGAAAUCCGCGACUCGUCUCCCCAGGACCAGCACAAGCCUGAAACAAGCGAUAACAUCCUCAAAAGUGAUACCAUCUUCUCCCCUUACUUUGGAAGAAAAAUCUUGGGCACAGGAUCGACUAGCACGGAGGAGAGGCGUUGUCAUUGAAGAGGAAGAAUAUGAACAAUUGCCAACGCUGUUCCAGUGUCCAGAUCUUCCUCCAAACCCACCCGAACGGACACCAGUUAACGGAUCCUCUUUACGAAUUCUACAUAGUUCCGAAGCGCCAUUGACUAUAUCAACAGAACCUGCGCACCCAGGAGUUGUCGGUGUAUACCACUCUCACCGGACACCAUCGAAGCGGAACACAUUUCCAGGCAGCUCGUUCCUGAUGCCUAGUCAAGACAGCGGUCGAAGUGAAGAUAACGAGGAAGAGAUCCUGUAUCAUGCCGAUACAUAUCGUCUUCGGCGAUCCGAUGACUCCGGCUAUGGUAAUGGCUUUGGACCACAGGAAGGCACAUAUUCCAGUGUCAGCCAUGAAUAUGGGACGAGUCUUGCCGUCAACAGGACGGACAAGUACAAUGGAAGUACGUUAGUCUCCCAGCAAUCCCAGAUCAUGCAGUUAUCACCUGCUCCGACCUCUGUGCCUUCGUUGAUGCCCCCUUCCACGUCAUCGGUCCCUUUUGCUUCGGGGCUUGACUACCCUCAGGAUCAAAAGUCUACGUUGCUCGCAUUUCCUGAAAUGAGGAAGCCGGAAGAAGAACGUCGAGAUGAAGGCAGGGCCAAUGGCUCUUCAUUUGCGCCAGAUGCCGGUAUUCUAGGCAGUAGGGUUGAGGGAGAACAGCUCACUUAAAGCUACCAACUGUACGGAAAUGGCUGACAACCAAAAAGUCAAAGCAUUUAUCCUUGUCGUCUCCUCCCGGGGAUAAUGUAUCGUAUAAGGCCUCUUCAUCCUGUCCUACGCAAGACAAUGAGAUAGGUGGCCGAUCACAAAGAACUGCCUACCAACGAAACAGGAAGUACGAUUUUUGGUCAACUAUCACCGGUCCUCUCCAGUACUGCCUCUGCCUCUCCUCAGAAAAUCUCGUCCUUUUCUCCCUCACCCAGAAUGCGGUACACAGAAACUGACCCUACAUCCCUGACAGAUGUCUCGAUGGACGAGGCUAUU
Molecule: messenger RNA, 1476 nt
Organism: Desarmillaria tabescens
Lineage: Eukaryota; Fungi; Basidiomycota; Agaricomycetes; Agaricales; Physalacriaceae
Exons: 3
Coding region: 136-1161 (341 amino acids)
Source: RefSeq, a predicted model, not a curated record